This is a messenger RNA of Dioscorea cayenensis subsp. rotundata (Guinea yam), 1298 nucleotides long. Its product is annotated as NADP-dependent D-sorbitol-6-phosphate dehydrogenase-like. Gene Ontology annotation, molecular function: aldose-6-phosphate reductase (NADPH) activity. The record is from RefSeq and is a predicted model, not a curated record. NCBI's taxonomy places the organism in Eukaryota, Viridiplantae, Streptophyta, Magnoliopsida, Dioscoreales, Dioscoreaceae.
AAUCCAAAGGUUGCAUCUUUAGCCGGCACCCAGCUUCAUUUCUCCACUCGAGAGAGAGAGAGAGAGAGAGGUCAGACGGCAGCAAUGGCGACGGCGAUCACAUUGAACAGUGGGCACAAGAUGCCAAUCAUCGGGCUCGGUGUGUGGAGGAUGGAAGGCAAGUCCAUCCGUCACCUUCUCCAAUCCUCAAUCAAGAUUGGUUAUCGCCAAUUCGAUUGUGCUGCUGAUUACAAGAAUGAGGCUGAAGUGGGUGAAGCAUUUUCAGAGGCUUUUCAGAGCGGGCUUGUAAAAAGAGAAGACCUUUUCAUCACCACUAAGCUUUGGAACUCUGAUCAUGGGCAUGUCCUUGAGGCCUGCCAGGAUAGUCUGAAGAAACUCCAACUUGAAUAUCUAGAUUUAUACCUUGUCCACUUCCCAGUAGCCACAAGACACACUGGUGUUGGGACAACUGACAGUGCUCUUGGUGAAGAUGGUGUGCUAGACAUAGAUACAACCAUAUCCUUGGAGACUACAUGGCAUGCUAUGGAAGAUCUUGUUUCCAAGGGAUUGGUUCGCAGUAUUGGGAUCAGCAACUAUGACAUCUUUCUCACAAGAGAUUGUCUGGCAUAUUCUAAAAUCAAGCCUGCAGUUAACCAGAUUGAAACUCAUCCUUAUUUCCAACGUGAAUCUCUGGUCAAGUUCUGUCAAAAGCAUGGGAUCUGUGUCACUGCUCACACACCCCUCGGCGGUUCUACUGCUAACACUGAAUGGUUUGGUACUGUUUCUUGCCUGGAUGAUCCUGUGCUCCAAGCUUUAGCAGAGAAAUAUAACAAGACACCGGGGCAGCUUGUUCUUCGGUGGGGAAUCCAGAGAAAAACUGUAGUCAUUCCAAAGUCAUCGAGGGUGGAGAGACUAGAGGAAAAUUUCCAGGUGUUUGAUUUCUCAAUCUCCGAGGAGGACAUGGAUAAGAUCCGUGCUCUCGAUCGAAAAUACCGCACAAAUCAGCCAGCCAAAUUCUGGGGAAUUGACCUUUAUGCUUGAUUUCAAUGAGAAUAUUGGUGAAAGUGCUGGAAGAACACAGAACUUUACUAGCCAUGCAUUUCAUCACCUUCCUUCUCUAAAUUGAAUGUCAAGUACAUUAAAAGCGUUUUACUAUUUGACUGAUGCAUGUGAAGUCUGGCAAAUCUUAAACCUAGAAUAACUCUUCCUCUUUCAAGACGCUCCUUGCUUCUUGUUAUUCUUGAGUGUUUGAUUGAAGCAUGAAUGAAACCAUGUGAAUAUUAGACAAGAGUUUCAAAAUAUGAGUGUUGUACUCAGCC